AUGGCCAAAUUAGAAUCUGGAGCGGGAUUUGAUGCAAAGUUCCUCCAGGAGUGGAUUAUGGAAACAGGAAGCUUGAUGAUUCUCCGCGGGGAAGAGACGAGGCAGACAUUUCUCAAGCAGUCACUUCAUCGCCUGCUUUGGUACAAAUUCCCCAUACUUGGUCUCACGUCUCUUCUCUCCAGUCUUCUCACCAUAUAUGUACACAUCAGCACUGUCCAGAUGGCCCCGUAUGCAACUGUAGGGGCACUAGACACCUUACUUCUUUUCCACUAUUCUUUCCUGACCUUACCGUUAGAGCUUCUGGGGGAUAAUAUCGUUCUGCAGAUAACCGAGGGACUAAUGCACGAGCAUAAUGAUAUUGAAGAUGUGCACCGCUUCUAUUCUCUCUCCAUAUUCAUGACGUUAUACUAUUCAUUGGUCAUGUUCAUUGUCGGUCUUCUCUUUAAGCAAGUUUAUAUUACCCCAUACUUUAGAUCUAAGUAUGAGUACUCGUUCAAGGAUUUGUCUAUCUAUCUUACUAUCGCUCCGUUUGUUUCCCCUUUCCUUCAUCUAUCAAAUGCCCUUCUGGAAAGGACAGGUUUUUUCUUUGUGAUAACAAUCCAGCGCCUUAUCAGCUACUUUGGUACAGCCGUACUUCUUAGCUUGGGGUAUCUGUUUCCACUUCUGUACAGUACUCUUAUAGACGACUCGAGUGAUGAUCAGCAUUCUCUACUCACCAUCGUGCCGAAAUACUUCAGCGGCUCAGUGUUUCUCUACCCGAUUAUCAUAGCCAUAUUAAUUCCAGAUUCGAUCUUUCUGUGCUUAAACGUUCUGCGCAUGUUUUCUUAUGAAUCUUACAAAGAGUGCUAUAAUCAUAGAUUUCCGAUAGAACUGAAUACUGUCAUCACACCGCCCCAAGAGCAACAUUUCCCAUAUGAUCUUCAAUUCGCUAGCACCUCUGGAAGCUUUCAUUCUGCUGCCUCAGAAAAGCUUACUACUGUCUCUCUCAUUAGGAAGCACGAUGUUGCGGCUCUCCCAUCUCAGGAGACUGCAUCUCACCUCCAAGUUUUGCGUGCGUUUCAGAGAUCGACCAUCCUCACCCGAAGACCAUACUCUGAUACCCCUUACCAGCAUGAUCUUCCGUUUCUUCUAAUGUUCAGGUAUGGCAAGCUAUUUCCCAAAAAUACUAAGUUGCUUAUUACUCUUAUGAUAGAUUUAUUUUAUCGCUGGUUGAGUAGGCUCGGUCAUGUUGGUUUGGCCCUUUUUAUUAUCGUGUUUCUUUAUAUAAAUAUUAAGGAUAUCAAUCUUUUUCUUCUCAACAUUAAUAUUUGUGGAGUCUACGUCUUUGUGAGGCAAGCCCUUCUUUCUCUUACUAUCCCCAUUUCGUAUAUCUUCAAGCAGAUCUACUUUUUUAACUCGCGUGAUAAGCACUAUAGAAAGAUAGCCAUUGCAUUUUACUACUACCUCUUUAUAGCACUUACUAUCUCUAGUCUACUUGGUGCAAUCUUUUACCUUCUAUUGUCUCCACAAUUUACUAAAUAUUAUUUAGAGCUUGGUCUGCAACUCACAAAGUCCGAACUGUCGGAUAAUACUACAAUUCUCCGACUGGAAGCCUUGUUAUCACCGCUCCUUAGCCUUUUCUAUAUGGUAGAUGCAUUUUUGGAGCAACGUGGGCGUAUAUUGAUUGGCUCUACAGUGAAGUUCAUCUCACUAACAGCAGGGUGUGUCGCACUUGUUUACAUAUGGGAGCUCCAAAAGCAGUUCUCUGACUUUUCUUAUCCUUUAUUAAUAGCCGACAUAAUCUUGUGCAUUUGUGGCGUUGUAUUGCUUCCGCUGGUUAUUUUCGAACUUCAACUCCUAAUCUUUGAAACCAGAGUUGAGAGUCGCCGAUUAAAAUAA
Molecule: messenger RNA, 1878 nt
Organism: Giardia duodenalis
Lineage: Eukaryota; Fornicata; Diplomonadida; Hexamitidae
Exons: 1
Coding region: 1-1878 (625 amino acids)
Source: RefSeq, a predicted model, not a curated record